This is a messenger RNA of Ceratosolen solmsi marchali, 873 nucleotides long. Its product is annotated as prohormone-1. The transcript has 3 exons. NCBI's taxonomy places the organism in Eukaryota, Metazoa, Arthropoda, Insecta, Hymenoptera, Agaonidae. Bases 139 to 426 code for a protein of 95 amino acids. The record is from RefSeq and is a predicted model, not a curated record.
CACGCACACGCACACACACACACACAUAUAUAUAUAUAUCGCUCGUCCUCGUUCGCCGAUUAUCCGCCGCUAAUCCGAGCCACCUGUCAGAUCGCCGAUUUGAAAUUACCGGCCCUUACGACGCAUCCAAUAGGUAAAAUGAUGUCCUUAAAAAUCGUCGCUUGCGCAAUAGUAGCACUCGUUGUAUUCGUUGACUGGUCCACGCCACUUCCAGCAGGAGAUAAAGAGGCGCUUAUGAACGGGCUCAACUUACAGAUGGUAGGAGACGAGGAGGGGGCAGCUAUCGAGAGGGACCUACUUAACUACCUGGUAGGCAGGAGGUUCGUGAAGCGCCUACGGAGCCAAGUAGACGUUGAUGAUUUGCAACGCAAGCGCAAUUAUUGGAGGCAGUGCGCUUUUAAUGCCGUAUCCUGUUUCGGAAAGUGAAAUGAUGAAUACGCUUGAUACGUUCACGGCGGCGCGUUAAGGGCUGAACAUAGUGAAGAGAUUGGGGUGGUGGCCAUUGCCACUGCUGGUGGAUUGAAAAAGGCGCCGUUGCUGAUAUAAUGUUGCUUCCUAACAAUGCCUCGGAAAUAAUUAUUAUUCGGUGUUGUUUAAAAUACGACUUCUUCAUUGAAAGCACGCGUUACUUAUUAUUCCCUAUGAAUUAAAAAUUAUAGAUAAAUUUGCAAUUCAUCCGAGUAGUAUUUUACUUUAUGUGGUUGGGAUACGUGAAUAGUUUCUGUUUGAAUCCUUGAGUGUUACAUAGUUUAAAAUCAUCGAAAAUGUAACUUUUUAUGCGGGUAUUUCAAACGGUUACUGUAGAUGAGUUUGUUUGCAAAGUACACGUAAUGUGGUGUAGUUUAAAUAGUUUUUCCUAUAGUAUUUAUAGAU